GAUCCGAGGGCGCUGCCGGCGGCGUCAAACUCCGGGCGGCUCGGGAGCCUGGGCCUGAGGAUCGGAUGGAGAGCGGCCCAGCCCGUGAGCGAGUUUCUCCAUGGAGUUUCUGGGAGGCUCCCGGUGUCCGGGUGUGAAUCGAAUUGAGCAGCGGGGAAUUCCGAACGUGGCAGGAUGGAGGGCGGGCUGGACGGAAUGGGAUGGCUGGCCCACCUUUCCGGCGUGUUUCUAGGUACUGCCUGUUAAUGGAUUCACUCAGCCGUCGGUCUCUCGGCAGGAGCUUGUCUUAAAGCUGAAAUUCGCCAUCAGCACUGCAUCCGAGGAACCGCUGGUUCCCGCUCUCAACCCUGGAAAACAUGUCAGAGCCGCGAGAGAACGAGAGGCCGGAGAAGGAUAAGCGGGCUGUGAGGCCAAAGGUCAGACAAGGAGAGCCAGAAGAUCAGAGGGAAAGUCGCAGCAAGAGGAGGAACAGAAAUUCUCACAAAUCCGAACUCUCUGCCGGUGCCUCUGGAAUGGGACAAAAGGAGGGAAAUGUCGGGAAUCCUUCGGGUGGGAAAUCAGGGAAACAGAACCCGGAUCUGACUCGGGAGAAGGAUUCCCAUGACUUUGGGACUUGCAAACUGCACAGCAGAUCCCUGAGGCAGCGGAUUCAGGAUGUUGUGGGUCAGUGCUUCCCCAUUAAAUCCCACAGCCUACAUUCUGCCAUCUUAUCCUCCUCCAAGAGGAAGAUCCACAUUAGUGAACUGAUGCUUGAUAAAUGUCCCUUCCCUGCUGGCACAGAUUUAGCACAGAAAUGGUACCUGAUCAAGCAGCACACAGCCCCCGUGUCGCAGAGCUCGCCGAUGCUGGAUACUGCAUCCUCUGGCGGGACCCCUGUGGAGGAUGAAGAUGACCGUCUGCGGGAGAGACGGCGGAUCAGCAUUGAGCAAGGGGUUGAGCCUCCCCCCCACGCACAAAUCCAUACCUUUGAGGUGACAGCGCAGAUUAACCCUUUGUACAAACUGGGGCCCAAACUGGCGCCAGGAAUGAAUGAGCUGGCUGGAGAUGACCGGGCCACACUCCAGGUACAGGAGAGCGUGUGUGUUGAAGAGGUGUCACCUCCCCAACUGCCCCCAGAGCAGGUGGAGAUCAAAGACGGCUAUCGUGCCCACACGCAGAUUGACUACAUCCACUGCCUGGUUCCCGACCUCCUGGAGUUGACCACUUUUCCUUGCUACUGGGGGGUCAUGGACCGAUACCAGGCUGAGGCCCUGUUGGAGGGCAAGCCAGAGGGAGCCUUCCUGCUGCGGGACUCAGCACAGGAGGACUACCUGUUCUCAGUCAGCUUCCGCAGGUACAGUCGCUCCCUGCACGCACGCAUCGAACAGUGGAACCACAAUUUCAGCUUUGAUGUUCACGACCCCAGUGUCUUCCAUGCUCCCACUGUCACCGGCCUCCUGGAGCACUACAAGGAUCCCAACUCCUGUAUGUUCUUUGAACCACUCCUCUCCAGUCCCAUCAACAGGACCUUCCCGUUCAGCCUCCAGCACAUCUGCCGAGCUGCCAUCUCCAGCUGCUCCACUUACGACGGGAUCGACCUCCUUCCGAUUCCCAACACCCUGAAGGAAUACCUGAAGGAAUAUCAUUACAAGCAGAAGGUCCGAGUGCGGCGUCUCGAUACCAGGUGAAACCAACAGAAACUCGCUGUAAAACUGACCUCCUCAACCUGAGAUAGAGGAUUAACUUUAAAUAACGACAUUCUUAUUGUUUACUAUUUAUUUGAAGACUGCAAAAUCCAUGACCUUAACCCAACAGUAUUUUCUUGGGGGUUUUUUGUGCUAAUUUUAUGUUCACCAGAGCACCAAAGUAUUGCAGCAUAAAGCACAGAUAUGUGCAAUGUAAAGCUCCCUCUGCACUGUCCCAAUAACCUGCCUCGCCACCCUAUCGCCCCUCCCAAAACCUCACAGGAGUCGGUCCUACUGCACUAAUGGGAUGUUUUAUCCAUUACUUCUUACACCAGCCAUCCUACAUGCGAUUUCCACCCUUGAUGCCGAUCAGUGCCCCAGCUGAGACUGACCAACUGAUUUCACAUCGGACUCCCACAGCUCGUGAGUAAAGGAGACUUUCCAUCCUUUAUCCAGGAUGGAUUAAAACAUGGUUAUCAGAGGUGAAAGCCCAGGUGUGCCAUGUAUCAUCUUUAUUUACUGCAUCUCACCCUGCCCCACCACCCUCCAUCCCCCCGCCCCAAAUUUUCUAGUUUGUAACUUUGAAAAGGCAAGGUGCACAAAAAGACUGAAGACGUAAAUCAUCAUUGGGACCACUACUGAGUGCUGCUUUGUUAAAGGUUUAGUUGUUACACUGACUUGGUGUAAAUAUGGACCACGUUAAUUGCGGGUAAUUAACAAGAUAUCAUUUCCAGAGAUUCCAUCUCUUAUCUGUUGGCCAUAUCCCCUAUGGCACAAAGUGUAUGGACUGUUAAUGCACUGAAUUAUUGAUGAUGCUAUUGAACAAAACACAAUCUUAAUCUAGCACAUGAUUGUUGUGAUGUAUGUCAUUAAAUCCUGAAGAGUGAUUCUUAAGGCCGUAAUCUCCUUGAGUAACUCCCGGCGAGCCAGCAGAUAAAUCCACCGCAUGUUUCACUCCUGGGAUGUACUCAGAGCAGAAAGACCCAGUUCCUGGUCUGGCCUGAGUUUGAUUAUCUCAUUCAGGUCAGAAUUUGGGCUUCACUGCACUAGUUCUCAGCAUCUCUGGGCUAAGGAAGGGGACAGAAAAGUUCCUGAUCUCCAUUGUUAUCCAGUGACCCACCCUGCGGCAAAGUGGGUGAGGGACAGGAUUGGCCUUCACUGUACUGGCCCCUGUGUUCUAACAGUUUGUGGCCAUACGCUGACAAGGCUGCUACAAGGGUCACUUAGGGUGUGGCUCCAGAAGCUUACAGAUCCCUGCAUAAAUCCUACAUGGGCACAAGCUCGCAAAUCUUUACAGUAAAAUCACUGGAUAACCGGACGGGUUGGUGAGGUUACAAUUCACGAGCUGCCAGUUACCUCAGUUUUGUUUACAGCCACAUUUUUCACCUGUGUAAUCCUUGGAUACAAAAGUCUUCCAGAGUCUGAGAACUGGUUGCAGGGGGAGUUAAAAUGAUGCAAAGUACUUUCAGGAUUGAUGCCUUGAUAAAUUAAAAGCUCAAACUAA
Messenger RNA from Carcharodon carcharias (great white shark), 3168 nucleotides. It is a transcript of the gene socs9, whose product is annotated as suppressor of cytokine signaling 9. Gene Ontology annotation, biological process: phosphatidylinositol phosphate biosynthetic process; intracellular signal transduction. The coding region runs from base 357 to 1667 and encodes 436 amino acids. Gene Ontology annotation, molecular function: 1-phosphatidylinositol-3-kinase regulator activity. Gene Ontology annotation, cellular component: phosphatidylinositol 3-kinase complex. The transcript is spliced from 2 exons. NCBI's taxonomy places the organism in Eukaryota, Metazoa, Chordata, Chondrichthyes, Lamniformes, Lamnidae. The record is from RefSeq and is a predicted model, not a curated record.